Candoia aspera is the source of this 2282-nucleotide messenger RNA. Its product is annotated as solute carrier family 2, facilitated glucose transporter member 9-like. The transcript has 9 exons. The coding region runs from base 606 to 1772 and encodes 388 amino acids. The record is from RefSeq and is a predicted model, not a curated record. Gene Ontology annotation, biological process: monosaccharide transmembrane transport. Gene Ontology annotation, molecular function: hexose transmembrane transporter activity. Lineage: Eukaryota; Metazoa; Chordata; Lepidosauria; Squamata; Candoiidae. Gene Ontology annotation, cellular component: plasma membrane.
AGGGCCAAAAAACAGCUGCAAGCUUCUUGAAGCUCAGAAGCUUGCAGUUGUUUUAUAAACUUACUUUGGGCCUAAUAAAUAUAGGAAAUUAAUAGGCUUAUUCAAAAUGCAAAAGCAAAAUGCAAAAAAAUGGGAUGUUUCCCUGCUGGAUUUGCUUAAGCUGAAGUGUUUACAUUUCCAUAGGACCAUUGGCCCUGCCAGCUUCUGGAAGGGGCCAGGAUGGCUGCCUCUGUUUUAGAAAGUCACAUUCAUUCGCUCUGUGCACUGCCAAUUGUGGUUCUGCCACACUUGUGAUUUCACUACCUAUAGCUUUUAGAUGGGCAGGACAUGCAUCUUUCCUGACAUGCUGGCAGUAGCACUUCCCGAAUGCAGUGGCAGGCAUGGAGGGUGGUUCCUGGAGGCCCCCAGGCUCCAAGGGAGUGGUGGGUUGCAGCCAGCCUCCAUGCCAGGGAAACUAGGCAAGGCAGCACAUGAAGAGGCGCCCAAGGAAGUGAAGCAGCUAAUAUGGCUAUUUUCUUUCCUAUCCCGAUUCCCUUUCUGCCCGUGGAUGCAGAAAGAAAAGCCAGUUGAGCACAGACCUCCUGGUCAUCCUGACUGCCAUCGUCAUGGGCUGCAGUAAGAGAGCCAAGUCGUUUGAAAUGGUUCUGGCUGGACGAUUCGUUUAUGGGAUAUGUGCUGGCUUCUGCCUGGCCAUUCAUUCUCAGUAUGCCGGAGAAGUCUCCCCCAAGAAAUGGAGAGGAUUUGCAAAUGCUACCUCGGGAUUCUUCUGGUCUCUGGGGAAGUGCUUGGGCCAAAUCUUGGGACUCAGGGAAUUCCUGGGAACGGAUUCGUCCUGGCCUCUGCUGCUGGCCUUCCCUGGCAUGGCGGCGUUCCUCCAGUUGGUCCUAUUGCCAUUCUUCCCCGAGUCUCCUUCUUAUCUCUUAAUCCAGGAGGGAGAUGAGGAAGGCUGCUUGAAAGCAAUGCACCAGCUGUGGGGCCAAGGGGAUCACCAGGAAGAGCUCGGUGACCUGAGAAGAGAAAUGGGCCCCAGAGGGGAAAGGAGCAAAGUGCUUCGGGCAGGAGAACUGCUCCGAGACGCAUCACUCCACCAGCAAUUGAGCAUCCUUGCAGCUGUCAUUCUCACCGUGCAGUUCUGUGGCAUCAAUGCAGUCUAUUUCUAUGCAUUUGAAGUGCUUCACAGUGCAGGCUUCGAAGAGAGACUUAUCCCCUACGUCUCCCUGGGCAUCGGCUUCUCUGAGCUCUUCUCCUCUUUCCUCUGUAUAUUUUCCAUUGAGAGGUAUGGACGGAGGCCCCUGCUGUGGAAAGGCUGUUUGCUGAUGGCUUUGGUGCUGUUCUUCCUCACAGGGACUCUUUCUCUGCAGAAAAACUUCCCCUGGAUGUCUCACUGCAGUGUCAUCCUGAUCUUUCUGCUUGUCACCAUCUUUGGAGUUGGACCAAAUGGAGCUACAAUGUCUGUUAUGAUGGAAAUUUUCAACCAGUCCUCCAGGCCAGCGGCGUUCACGGUCGGAGGUUGUCUGAACUGGGCAGGCCUCUUUGUCAUCGGAAUAACCUUCCCAUUUGCUGUGGAAAGUCUGGGCGCCUUCUGCUUCCUUCUCUUUGCCAUUAUGCUCUUUGGGUCUGGAAUAUUCUUCUACUUAUUCCUUCCAGAGACGAAAGGCAAGUCUGCUGUGGAAAUCACAGAGGAAUUCAGCAGAUCGUCUUUGGGAAAGAAACUUAACAUUGUUCUUAGGAAAAAUUUCAAGGAGGAUCACUCGGUCUACACCAGUUUCUGAGUUACCUCUGCUGAUGAAGAAUUCCUGGGAGAAGCUCCAUGUUUAAAAUGGUGUCCAGACCAUGAAGAGCUCCACUGUGGCCAGUUCUAACCUCAGCCCUCGUUGUGCAGCCCUUUUGGCUCCUAGGAAGGACACUGAUGGCCCCACAGAAAUGCAACUCUUUAAUGGACGCCUAAAGGCACAGACAGCCCCCUUAUGAGUCUCGUGAAGGUGGCAAAGAAAAACCCUGCAACUCUGGCUUCAUGACAGGGGGGCUUCUUCCCCUUCUCAUUGAGCACCCAUUAACCCCUCCCAAAAUGUCAUCUUGUUGCUGCUGCUUGCUGGCUUCAUUUCUGCUCAAGCUCAGAUGUUUUUCUUGCACUCUUUCUCGUUUUUCAUUUGGGGGAAGGCCAGUUCAUAGCUCUGCUCAAAUCUCAGCUCGAUCAACCAAACCCAGCUAGUCAAUGUAUAAGAGUUGCUGCCUGGCAUUCUUUCCCUUCCGACCCUUCUAUUUUUCUUUCUGCUUUAUGA